CUGUCCGGCCGCCAACGGCCGCAUCUGUCCCGCCGCCGAUGGCUGCGUCCGUCCCGCCGCCAGCUGCUCAACCUGUUCCGGCCAUCCCUUCCAUGUUUCCUCCCGGCGUCUGGUUACCACCACGCCCGCAGCAGUCCAUAGCGACCUCCUCCCCACCAUGUUGGGUCGCCGGAGUACAUCAACCAGGUAUGGCCGGUUCAUCAGCUCAAGGCCCUUGGUGGAGACCGCCCGCUGAAAGUGGAUGUUCAAUACAACCUACACUUCCAGCCGAGAAUCUUGAGGAGUACGAUCCGCAAGCAUGGGGAUUGAAUUCUCACCCAUCUGGUGGUUUCCUCAGUUUCUUUACGAACACAUCAAGCCACACACAAGGUAUGGGGAAUGGGACUUCAUCGCAGCCGAUCAAUGUUGGCAAUGACACCAAUGGUGACGGUUGUGCAAGGACUGAAAAACGCUUGACAUGGACAAAAGAGGAGGAUCUUAGAUUGUGCUUGAAGGUUGUUGAUGCAAAUGCUUAGCUGCUCCUUUCUACCAAACUUUCCAACUGUGGCUUUGUGCCUUUACCAUCAUCAAGAUCAAACUACUAUCUUAUUUGCUGGAGACCAUAUUUAGUAUUUUGUUAGGCUAAUGCUUUCUUAAAAAGAGUCAUGGAAUGUUGAAUUGUUGAUGUCAAGGUGCGGUGUGUCAUUAGUCUCUUUCUCAUUGUCAUCAAAAUCAAAAUUAAUUUCUAGUCAGUAUGUUACUAUGUAGCAUUUGUUUGGUGCUUGCUUAUUAAUCAGUUUCCCUUUGUAUAUC
Lolium rigidum is the source of this 792-nucleotide messenger RNA. RefSeq lists its product as uncharacterized. The transcript is spliced from 3 exons. The coding region runs from base 39 to 515 and encodes 158 amino acids. The record is from RefSeq and is a predicted model, not a curated record. NCBI's taxonomy places the organism in Eukaryota, Viridiplantae, Streptophyta, Magnoliopsida, Poales, Poaceae.